AUGCGUCUCUCCAUCCUCCCCCUCCUUGCUGUCGUCGCUGGGGGUGAUGCCAAAACGCCUAGCAGGUGGUCAGGAUACAUGAAUCCCCAAACACCAAUCAACACCUCCCGCAUGGUCGACAGCUCGCCCUCCCUACUCGUUGGCUCGUACUUGAACAACACGCCCCAUCUGACCGACAUCAUCGGGACGUGCAAGAACCAGCAGGGCGGCAUAGUGGUUCGGAGUGACUGUCAGCGCAGCGUGUUGAGCAUAGGAAUGGCGAUGGGACUGUCCGUUCUGAGCUGGAAGACAACAGACUGGUGGGCCGGUGCGUUUGGGCCGAAUGGUAGUAAUCGGAAACGAGCCUUGGAUGCAGCGGAUGAUUUUUUCUCGCACCUCCCGGACAGCUUGGCUAUCAGUAACAUCAAGAUCCAGGGCACCGCUCUCCCGGCUUCGUCUACUGCUCGCUCUUUGCACCGCCGUAAAUCCGGAGCCGAGGAGUUCUGUGUCUUUUACAAUGGUUCGCUGCCCUUGACGUUCAUGGUGCACCAUCAAGUCAAAACACCCACAUCAGCUGCCACCGACGCCGUCGCUGACGCCGCCGCUGCCACGGUCGCUGACCAACACUUCAUCCCGCUGUUCGUAGCCACGGAUGGAUCUAAGAUGUUGCUCACACACGUCGCUCCCAUUUCUCAGCUCGCUCCUGCUCCUGGCGCCGGAACCUUGAAAGCGAGAAGCGGCUUCGACGAAUACAACCACGUCGGCGCUGGUGGCAUCAAACUAUUGGCUAACUCCGAUCCGGUUGCGAGCUGGGCUGACGUGAUGAACUGGCUGAAUAGCAGAACGGAAAAUGGUGGGACUACACCAUAUCAGUCUGUCUACAGCAUAGCGGCUUUCGGAAACUAUUUGGGCCAUAGCCUGGUCAAUACCGUGCACGACGGGAAGAGUGCGUGGGGUUACAACGCCCAGUUUGCUAUGGAGGGGUUCGACCACGGUUUUGCGCCAGACUGGGAGGAUGACUUCAACUGGUGCUUUGGCGCUUAUCCUACGAACUGCGAAUCUUAG
This is a messenger RNA of Drepanopeziza brunnea f. sp. 'multigermtubi' MB_m1, 1044 nucleotides long. RefSeq lists its product as uncharacterized. The record is from RefSeq and is a predicted model, not a curated record. NCBI's taxonomy places the organism in Eukaryota, Fungi, Ascomycota, Leotiomycetes, Helotiales, Drepanopezizaceae.